Molecule: messenger RNA, 1323 nt
Organism: Gossypium arboreum
Lineage: Eukaryota; Viridiplantae; Streptophyta; Magnoliopsida; Malvales; Malvaceae
Product: CDP-diacylglycerol--glycerol-3-phosphate 3-phosphatidyltransferase 1, chloroplastic
Exons: 7
Coding region: 252-914 (220 amino acids)
Biological process (GO): glycerophospholipid biosynthetic process
Cellular component (GO): membrane; chloroplast envelope
Molecular function (GO): CDP-diacylglycerol-glycerol-3-phosphate 3-phosphatidyltransferase activity
Source: RefSeq, a predicted model, not a curated record
CUGCUGACAACCUGAAAGUUGGUGAAAUUAAAGUGCGAACCGUAACCGUGACCGCCACAGCCACCAUCCUAACCCGGCGCAUUUUAUCUCCCCUUUUAACCCUAUCUCCAAUUUUGUAUCCCAGUAACAACACAAAAAUAUCUUUACCUUUUAUUAGAUCUGCUUUGCGUUGUUUCUCUUCCUCUUCAAAAGCGAUCAAUAAAGGAUUCUUUAACGGGUCGGGAUCCGGGUCUUCCGGCAUUCUCGCGGAUAUGGAUUCGGAGCCUUUGCUGCAACAGCAACUGGACCACCACCAAAGUUUAGCUUAUUCUAAUCAUUCUUCUUCCAAAAUUUUAACUUUGCCCACUGUUUUAACUCUCGGCCGCGUCGCCGCCGUGCCGUUGCUGAUUUUCACCUUUUCUGUUGAUAGUUGGUGGGGAAGGACUGCUACUACUAGCAUAUUUAUGGCGGCUGCUAUAACCGAUUGGCUUGAUGGGUACAUUGCUCGAAGAAUGAGGUUAUGUUCUGCCUUUGGUGCUCUUUUGGAUCCAGUUGCAGACAAGCUUAUGGUUGCUGCUACAUUGGUCUUAUUAUGUUCUAGACCUUUGAACAUUGCUGUGUUUGGGCAAGUGCCAUGGCUACUGAAUGUACCAUCAAUUGCCAUCAUUGGAAGGGAGAUAACUAUGUCCGCUGUUAGGGAAUGGGCUGCUUCUCAAAAUGGUAAGCUUUUAGCGGCUGUUGCCGUAAAUAAGCUGGGGAAGUGGAAAACUGCCACGCAAAUGGCUGCACUAACCAUCCUUCUGGCUACACGAGAUAGCAGUCUCGGAGAAACUGGGAUCUUAGUUGCUUUGGGUGUUAUUUUUCUUUAUCUUUCAGCUGGUCUCUCAGUAAUGUCAUUGGUCGUGUAUAUGGAGAAGAUACGGAAAGUAUUAUAGGAGUCGUGAACUUCACCUGCUGGAUUGCAAUGGCUGCGUUCUUUUGUCGUGGACUGUUUGUGGCAAUUUCUCAUGCUACUUCAUGCCCUUUAUGAUGAAUAUUUUCACACAUUGAAGCUGCCGCCAUUAUUCACUGGAUUAACUAGAAAGCCCUUGCUUCUUGAAGUUCACGUGUUGGAAUGUCCUUUUUGAUUAAGCUAUUUUGGUGAUGACAGCAUUCAUAUAUUCAUGGGCUGUUCUUAUGUUUUAAAAUUCAUAAUUGUUUUAGGGUCAUUUUAAAUGAUAUGAGGUUUUAGAUGUUGGGACGAGCCAUCUUUUAUUUUUGUGGAGGAUGCUGAGUACCUAAAUUGAGUCCCAAUAGAAACACAUUUUACACCAUAAUUUGCAACUGCAACUUGAGACUGAUAAA